Molecule: messenger RNA, 3250 nt
Organism: Yamadazyma tenuis ATCC 10573
Lineage: Eukaryota; Fungi; Ascomycota; Pichiomycetes; Serinales; Debaryomycetaceae
Gene: MTR4
Product: ATP-dependent RNA helicase
Biological process (GO): RNA catabolic process; maturation of 5.8S rRNA
Cellular component (GO): nucleus
Molecular function (GO): ATP binding; RNA helicase activity; RNA binding
Source: RefSeq, a predicted model, not a curated record
CAAGCAGACAAGAUGGACGAUCUAUUUGAUGUUUUUGACGAGGCUCCGGUAGAAGUGCCUGAACCUCCUAUCGCUCCAGUCAAUAACCCGGACACUGUGAAGAACACUGCUGAAGUAGUAGAACCCCAAGAAGACUCUGAGUCCCAGAAAAGAAAGUUGGCCGAUGACAGUGCCAGCCACAAACUCAAGAAGCAAACCACCAGAAAACCCAGCAUAAAGGCAGUGGUUUCCGAUGCAUUGGAAAUUGAGGCCUCCCGAGAGGUGGCUAUCUCGGACGGGUUGUUGGCAUCCAAACCAGACCCAAACGGUCAUCCUUCCGGACAGUUGAAGUUAAAGCAUCAAGUUAGGCACCAGGUUGCAAUCCCUCCAGGAUUCCCAUAUGUGCCAAUCAGUGAACACAAACGUCAAAACGACGCCAGGCGGUACCCUUUCAAGUUAGAUCCAUUCCAAGACACGUCGAUUUCUUGUAUUGACAGAAAUGAAUCUGUGCUAGUGUCUGCUCACACGUCGGCUGGUAAAACCGUAGUGGCUGAAUAUGCCAUUGCCCAGUCACUAAGAGACAAACAAAGAGUCAUCUACACAUCACCAAUCAAAGCUUUGAGUAACCAGAAGUAUCGUGAGUUACAAGCGGAGUUUGGAGAUGUCGGGUUGAUGACGGGAGAUGUUACCAUUAACCCAGAUGCUGGGUGUUUGGUGAUGACCACCGAAAUUUUGCGGAGCAUGCUUUACAGAGGAUCGGAGGUGAUGAGAGAAGUGGCAUGGGUUAUUUUCGAUGAAGUUCAUUACAUGAGAGACAAGUCUAGAGGAGUGGUAUGGGAAGAAACUAUGAUCUUGUUACCUGAUAAGGUGCAUUAUGUAUUUUUGUCUGCCACUAUUCCCAACGCUAUGGAGUUUGCCGAAUGGAUUGUCAAGAUCCACGAACAGCCGUGCCAUGUUGUAUACACCGACUUCCGUCCUACGCCUUUGCAACAUUACUUGUUCCCGGCUGGUGGUGAUGGAAUCCACUUGGUGGUGGACGAAAAGGGAACUUUUAGAGAAGAAAAUUUCCAGAAAGCCAUGGCUCAAAUCAGUGAUGGUAUGGGAGAAGACCCUGGGGCAGUAGAUGGGAAGAAGGGGAAGAAGGGCCAAACCUGGAAGGGUGGGAAUAACGAUGGAAAAACAGAUAUUUACAAGAUUGUGAAGAUGAUUUACAUGAAAAGGUAUAAUCCUGUGAUUGUCUUCUCUUUCUCCAAGAGAGACUGUGAGACUUUGGCAUUGAAGAUGUCAAGACUCGAUUUCAACAACGAUGAUGAGAGAGAUGCCUUGACCAAAAUCUUCAAUAAUGCCAUCGGCUUAUUACCUGAGUCCGAUAGAGAGUUGCCUCAGAUAAAAAACAUCUUGCCGUUGUUAAGAAGAGGUAUUGGGAUCCAUCAUUCUGGAUUGUUACCUAUUUUGAAGGAAAUCAUAGAGAUUUUGUUCCAGGAAGGGUUGUUGAAGGUGUUAUUUGCAACCGAGACUUUCUCAAUUGGUCUUAAUAUGCCUGCCAAAACAGUUGUUUUUACGUCUGUUCGUAAGUGGGAUGGUGUUGGGUUCCGUUGGGUUAGUGGUGGUGAGUACAUUCAAAUGUCGGGUAGAGCUGGUCGUAGAGGUUUAGAUGACCGUGGUAUUGUCAUCAUGAUGAUCGACGAAAAAAUGGAACCCCAAGUGGCCAAAGGAAUGGUCAAGGGCCAGGCCGACAGAUUGGACUCAGCCUUUCAUUUGGGAUAUAAUAUGCUCUUAAAUUUGAUGAGAGUUGAAGGGAUUUCUCCCGAAUUCAUGUUGGAAAGUUCAUUCUUCCAGUUCCAAAGUGCUUCUUCUGUUCCCAAGAUGGAAAGUCAACUUGUGGAGCUAACCAACCAAUUAUCAACAAUCAAUAUAGACGAUGAGAAUUUGAUCAAAGAAUACUAUGAAUUCAAGGUUCAGUUGAGCAAGUUGCAAGAGGAUUCUCAAAAGAUCAUAACUCAUCCAGGACAUAUAUUGCCCUACUUACAAAGCGGAAGAGUUAUUAAGGUGAAGAUUGGUGACAUGGAUUACGGGUGGGGAAUGGUUCAAUCGUUCAGUAAAAGAGCCAACAAGAGAAACUCAUCUGCUAUUUACAGUGAUCACGAAUCCUAUCUCGUCCAAGUUUUUAUAUAUUCCUUGUUUGUUGAUUCACCCGUCAAUUUGAUCAAAUCCUUCAACCCAGAUUUACCAGAAGGUAUCAGACCAUCCAAAUCUGGAGAACAAUCCAGAGCUGAAUACAUUCCAAUCACCUUAAGUUCCAUUGAGAAAAUUAGCAGUGUAAGAUUAAAAGUUCCAGCGGAUUUCAAGAGCUCGUCUGCCAAGAGAAACUUGUUGAAGACUUUGAAAGACUUACCCAAGAAGUUGCCGGAUGGUAUUCCAAUCAUGGAUCCUGUCAAUAGCAUGAAGAUUGAUGAUGAUGAGUUCAAAACCCUCUUGAGAAAAAUUGAUGUCGUUGAAUCCAAGCUCUUAGGCAACCCAUUACAUGGAUCUGUCAGGUUGGACGAGUUGUACCAAAAGUAUGACAGCAAGGUUAAGAUCGAAACCCAAAUCAAAGCGUUGAAAGACCAGAUUCUCGAGACCAAGGCCGUUAUCCAAUUGGACGACUUGAAGCACAGAAAGAGAGUGUUAAGAAGGUUGGGAUUCACCACUCAAAAUGAUAUCAUCGAGCUUAAAGGAAGAGUCGCCUGUGAAAUUAGUACUGGAGAUGAACUCUUAUUGACAGAGCUCAUUUUCAACGGUACCUUCAAUGACUUGACCCCUGAGCAGUGUGCAGCCUUGUUAUCAUGUUGCGUGUUCCAGGAGAAGGCUAAAGAAACCCCCAGAUUGAAGCCUGAGUUGGCUGAACCACUCAAGAACCUUCAAGAAAUGGCCCUCAAGAUCGCUAAGAUCUCUAAAGAGUGCAAGAUUGAGAUGGUCGAAAAGGAUUACAUCGAGAGCUUCCGUCCCGAAUUGAUGGAAGUUACUUACGCGUGGUGUAAGAAUGCCACGUUCACUCAAAUUUGUAAAAUGACCGAUGUCUACGAAGGGUCCAUCAUCAGAACCUUCAAGAGACUCGAAGAAAUGAUCAGGCAAAUGGUUUCCGCCGCAAAGACCAUUGGAAACAUGGAAUUGGAAACCAAAAUGGACAAGGCCUUGGAAUUGGUGCACAGAGAUAUUGUUUCUGCUGGGUCGUUAUAUCUUUAGAAGUAGUUUUUGUACUAUAGUAACAUAUUAGAAGUAAUCAUAGCCU